GGAAGGACUGCUUAUGUAGGCACAGGGGCAUUGAAUACCAGUACAAAUUAUUUGCAACUGGUUGCUUUAAAUUAAAAAUAAAUAAUAUUGGCCUUCAAAACUUCAACAGACCAAAAAUCUAUCCAGUACUUUAUCAAUGCCUUUUUAAAUAAUACAUUCAGAACAGGAUUAGAAUUAUUUGUAUUUUUAAUCUAAAAAAUAUUGUUUCUAUGGCAGCAUCUCCAUGGAAACAAAUCUAAAAUCUCAAUAAAAUAAAUAUAUUCCUGAUAUCACAACACUGGGUGAAAAAAAGAAUGAAGCACAUUGAAAUCAGUCACUGUCAUUCAUUCACCCUGUCAUCCUCUGUCAUCCUCCCUCUUAAGCUUUGUUUGUGCUCGAUGAGGGUGCAUGAGCCAAAAGUGAUGUCAUCGCGUCUCUUGCAUCGCGCCACUUUUAAGAAAGCUGUAAAUGUUUAAUGUUUAAAUGUCUUAAAUGCCUUUAAUUAUGUUCUGCUGUUUAAAUGUUUAAUUGUUAUUAGGUAAUGAAUUAAUGACUUCAUCUUUUUCAUAAAGAAUGGGGGGGGGGGCACCAUACCUAGUGGAAUUGUUGAAGUUAUUAUUCCUGUCUGCAGCUUGUUUGAAAUUUUUGUUUUUAUUUGAAAUUUUCAUGACAUCAUAGUUGGAUUCUAGAAUUUAAAGAUCAAAGACCAAUUGGCUUUGAUAUUUGAUUCUAGAAUCUGGCUUUCUUCCAUGAUACUAUAUCUGGACAACUCCCAAUGUGUAUAAGGAUUUCUCUCAUUUCAACAAACAUCCCCAACACUAAAACACUAAUUAACUGGUUAAUUGGUUGAUUGACAUUGGUUAAUUGAAGUUGUAAUGGAAAGCGACACAGAAACAGAGGAGGACCUACCCGAAGAGGCUCCCAUAGAUAGUGAACCUACAAAGGCUGACAAAAUGUUUACGGCCAAGGACAUACCGAGGAUUGUAAAAUUAUUCAGAGAGGCUGAUGCUGAUGGAGGUGGAGGCCUAGAUAUUGAGGAAUUUUGUGUGGCGAUGCAGCAAUUAUACACCACCGUCAAUAAAGAAGAACUGAUUGUUCUGCACAUGCAGAUAGACACAAACUGUGACAAGACAGUGGACCUUGGUGAGCUACUGGACUUCUUGUUAAAUAAAAACAUGGCAUCGGAUAACAUGGAUUUCAACAAUAAAAUCUUUCCUAAACCUAUAAAAAUGAUACCCGUGGAUUACGGUAAACCAAUCAUUCGUCUGUUAUUCCGUCCCUAUGAGCAUGACAGCGAACUUGAUCAUGGUUCUGGUGUUUCAAAACGACAAACCAGGACUUAUCAGAAAGGUCAGUACCUCUCCAUCACCUCGGAUGGUACCCUCAACUUCUGGACUGACAGCUUUGACACCCCAUACACAAUUACAUUAUACAAAACACAAAAGGCACUUCCUUUUUCGCAUGUCAAGAAAAUGUGUGUUAGUGACAUGGUGUACCUCAGAGAACUCAAACAGCUGGCUAUCUCUACUUCUGACAGAGAACUGUUAUUCUAUCACUGCAAUGAGUUCCCUAAUACGUUUGAAAUCGUUCACGCUUUAAUAGUAGAGGACAACACAGUGAAUACCAUGAACUACUGGUCCGACGGCACUAAAGCAGUGUUUUUCUUUGGUGAUAUAAAGGGGGUUUUGUCUGUGUUUAUCUCCCACAAUGUACAGAAAAACGGCCUCUUCUGCGCAGAGGCAUACGAGAAAAUCUCUCUGCAGAAGUAUCGAACUGUAUAUGUUUCAGCCCUGUUAAAAAACCCCUCUAAACACUUUCUAUGCGUUAAAUUCCCUAUCUUUAAUGAUAUAUGCAGUCAGAGCCAGUACUUUCCAUUACUUGACUCAUUUGCCAUCUGCAGUAGUUCAUCAAAGACAAUGGUCCUCGCUGCCCUACCCAAACUAGCUAGAACCAAAGUCUCUAAAAAAGUCUUUGAGAGCAGCGGAGAUCAGGAGUUUUUCACCUGUGUUGAAUAUGCCCCUUCGGCUGGGCGUCUGGUGACUGGUGGUACAGAUGGCUUACUGCGGGUGUGGUUUCUCCACAAUACCUUGUCGUGCGAACUGGCAUUAAAAGGACAUGUCAAACCCAUCACCCACAUUAUGUUCAAUCGUGAGGACAAAGUAUUUGUCACUUUAUCUGAGGACAAGAAUAUACGUGUGUGGUCUGAGGACGGCUGGCUGUGUAAGCAAAGCUUCCAUGCUCAAGACAUGGGACGGGCCCCAAUCUCCAGUGUGUGUUAUAACAUAAACAACAACGAGUUAUUCCUGGCUAACUCAGAUAUAGGAAAAUAUCUUGGAAGAGGAACAGAUGUUUUUCAAGACACGUUAACAUCCCAUGACAAGCCCCUGUGCUGUGUUCUCUAUCACAGCAUUUUCAAACAGGUGGUCUCUGUUUGCCAAAAUGGUGUGGUGACAGUGUGGGACAUCUUAAAAGGAAAGGCCAUCAUGCAGUUCAAGGUCACUCCACAUCAGCAUGUGGGGUUCACUGCCAUGUCAUUUGAUGGGCCACAACGCAGAAUAAUCACAGUUUCCCAGGAUGGGAAAAUGAGACUGUGGAACUUUAACAAUGGAACAGAGCUUGAGGUUCUUCCUGUUACCGUGCAGAGGGAGGUGACAGGUAUUGUCUGCAUUAACAAUAGAGUGUUUGUGUCUGGAAGGAACUCCAAGAUCAUUUUUGACCUGGAUUUAGUGGAAGAUGACCACAGGUUUUUGGAGCAUUAUUAUUUAAAAGACAUUUCGUGUAUGGAUGCGUACGAAACCACACUGGCUACCAUCUCCAGCAAUGGAAAUAUUGUUAUCUGGGAUGCCGACACUAGCGAGGUUCUCUACUUGCUCAAUACCAGUACGAGCACUCGAAUACACAUGGCAGACAAAAGAGCUCAAGGCCAGACAGGGAGUCUGCCUGCUGAGAAGAGUCAAUGCAGUGCUCCAUGUAAAAAAUCUACAACUCUGGCUGGGAAUAAGACUGAUGUGAAUAUCAGUGCUCUUAUUAUGUGUUUGAAGACCAGGGAGGUCAAUGCUGACACAGCUACAAUGCUGAAUUCUGAAAAUGGUUACAUCUAUGCCUGGUCUGUUAUUAGCAAGGGAGGUCUGUUAGGAAAGUUCAGGGCAGUGAAUGCAGAAGGUGCAGGUAUUACCACCAUGUCGACUGAUGUCAACGAACAGAUAUUACUGACUGGGGAUAGUACCGGAAAGAUUUGUCUGUGGGACAUUCAGGGAUUUGGGUUUAAACAACAGACAGACAAAGGGCCAUUUGAGGAUAUAAAAGGGUGGCAUGUGUCAUUGUGUCCACCUCCUCUGUUGCGCUCCUGGCGAUCUCACCUCACAGCGGUGGUGAGUGUUCAGUGUGACCCUGCUUGUAAAAACGUAAUUACUGCCGGGUUGGACUGCAAUGUCCGGCUAUGGACAAACACAGGCUGCUGCAUAGGUGUCUUUGGGAAAGACCAAUGGGACGCUGCGCAAUUAUGCCGUGAGGAGAAUGCUGACCAGGAGCAGGCAGGAAGAGCAGGCACAGCAGAGACACAAGACUCUCAAAUGCCAUUCCUUGAGUCUCCGAGGUCAUCAUCACCCAUAUCACCACUACCAUAUUUUGAAGACCUCUAUGACAGAAUUAAAGAGGCAACCACAACACCUAAAAAUAUGCCAAUACUAUCUCAUGAUCAACUACUUGCCAAAUGCGGACAGUUGCUCAAGCUUAAACCAGGAUUUGACAAAAAAAAAGGCAUCCACCUGCUACAUCUGCUCCCUGAAAACGACAAGAACUCUACACAGCAAUCUUCUAGUGAGGACCAGCAAAGGUCUAAAAAUACGUCAACACGAUGUCCACCAAACACCACGCCAACCACAGGCUGCACCAACGCUACAGACAGCUCGCUACACAUGCAGCAAUCUGCUGGUGCCGUCAAGCAGGGAUUUGAACAAAGCUCUCCUCAGACUGCAUCUCUAUAUUUGAACCAGACUAGAUCUAAAUAUGGACACGUGCACAAGAUUCAGCAGAGAGACGCAUUAAAAGGCAGUGUCCUCACACCAUGUCCACCAAACACCCUGCCAGGCAAGCAGGGGUCCGAUCUCACACCAAAGCAUGUACAUUUCCCACCCAUCUCAGACACAGUGCCGCUCACAUAUAGUCAGAGUGAGACCCAACUCAAGCCACAUCCACCUCAGACCUCGCUCACCACAGGCCGCACUAACGCUACAAAGAGCUCACCAAGACUCAGCCGGGGAAGACAUUAAAAGGGAAAGUUUAAAAAAGUAAAAAAAAAAAUGAAUAAAUAAAAAAUGAACAAUAUUUGCUGUGAGUAUUUAAUUCAUUUAACAGUUUCAUUAACACUCAAUUGGCUAUUGGCCAAUGCUUUUGCACCACCAUACUGUUUGGUCUAAAUCAUUUUUACAUCAAGGUGACUUAUCUAAGAAAUAAUGUCUGCACACUAUAGAGGGUGCACACACACACACACACACACAACACACACACAACAACAAAAGAAGGCUUAUAUACUGUAUUUUCUGUCUCCUACCUUUUACAAUCUAAUGUAUGCAGCAUACCUGUGUGUUUCACUUAGCCCAGGAUGAUUUAUCUAAAUACAUAUGUAUGUACAGUAUAUGCCUUACAUGGUGCAUGUUUAUACGAAUUAUAAAAACACUAUAUGGGAAGCCCAUGAUUACCAAGACACACAUAAACAAAAAAAAAAGUAGAAAGUAGAAAAAGAGACUAAAAAGAAACCAUCAGGAAAAAGCUGUCAUAAAUAUAAUUGUAAUUUUACAAGGUUACAAGGUAGAUUUAUUUAUCAUUUUACAACACAGGGUGUGAAACGAGAUUUAAGUUGCAGUUCCCUUUAUGCUACUCUAAGAAACAGACGUUAAAUGCAAAAAUUAUAUACAGUAGAUGAUGAAUAAUAAUAAGCCAUUGAGAUAAAACUAUUUUACAUUGGGGAGUCCUGGGGGUGAAUUUAGCAGUCUCACAGCCUGAGGGAAGAAGCUGCUCUGUAGUCUGGUGGUCCGACAGCAAAUACUUCUGUAUGUCUUGCCAGACGGCAGCAGGGUGAACAGGCUGUGGCUGGGCUGGGUACUGUCUUAUCCUUUGGGCUCUGCGCAGGCACCUCACCUCUCCGAUAUCACUGAUGCUCAGUAGGUUGGGACCAAUGAUCUUA
This is a messenger RNA of Siniperca chuatsi (mandarin fish), 5164 nucleotides long. RefSeq names its product WD repeat-containing protein on Y chromosome-like. Gene Ontology annotation, molecular function: calcium ion binding; protein binding. NCBI's taxonomy places the organism in Eukaryota, Metazoa, Chordata, Actinopteri, Centrarchiformes, Sinipercidae. The record is from RefSeq and is a predicted model, not a curated record. The transcript has a single exon. The coding region runs from base 855 to 4250 and encodes 1131 amino acids.